GUAACUUUUGCUGACCUUCCCCUCUGUGUGGGACAAUAUUUAUUUUUUUAACAUUUUCUUAGAUCUUGUUAUUUGGCGUUUAAAUAUUCAAAGUCUCACAAACAGACCCCACUUUAAGUGGAAGAGCAGGCUGCAAUGAGGCUCCUAAUCACAUUGCUUCUUUGCUCUCAUAUUUUUAUAGUAUCUGCUAAUAAGGAUUCCCCUGUCGCAGAUUGUAAUGACCCCAUUAUAUUUUCAGCUGUAGAUUUAGCAUUGAGGAGCUACAAUGCUCAAAAAAAUGAGGGAAAUCAAUUUGUUCUCUACAGAAUUGAAGACGCCCAGAUAAAGCAUGAAAAUGACAGACUAAUAAACCAGUUUGUCAGUUACGGUAUACGCGAAGGCUCCUGCGGUGUGAAAAGUGGAAAAGUGUGGCAAGAUUGUGACUUUGGUACAUCUGACAUAGGAUUCAGUAAGUGUUCAGCCCAUGUUCUUGUCAAUAAAGAGCUGGGGAGCACUGAAGUUGUCUCACAGAACUGCAGUGAACCAAUAGUGGAAACUUCAGUGAAGGUUGUCCAUCAGCCCUGCCUUGGAUGUUUCCAAUCUGUUGACGCCAACAAUAAGGAGCUGUUGCCCAUAGUAAAGGCCGCUGUUGAGAAGAUGAACAGCAAUGGAAACCACCCCUAUCUCUUUGAUCUUGAUAAUAUUCAGUCAGCUGUAGUCCAGGUUGUUGCCGGGUGGAAUUACAAAAUUGCUUAUGGUGUCAGACAAACAAAUUGUUCCAAAAGUUCUUUUACUACAGUUGCCUCGGAGGAAUGCAAAGUUGAUAAUGAUGGGCAAACAGGAAGCUGUACAGCUGACGUGUUCGUGACGCCUAAUGAAGUAAUCCAAGACAUUUUAUUAAAUUGCAAAUCAAUUACUGGUUUUUGUCUUAACUGCCCUAAUCAAAUUGAACCCAAUGAUCCUUUUCUAUUGAACUUGUUGAACGAUGUCAUUGAUAAAUAUAACUCUGAGAGCAACCAGACCAAUCUCUUCAAGACUUUAAACGUGGUGUAUGCUGAAAAAAAGAUUUCAGAUGAAAUAAUCUACUUAGUGGAAUUUAAACUUCAAGAGACCAACUGUUCCAAGACUGAUUAUAGAGUUCUGGAGGAAGAGUGUCAUGCCUCACCAGUUCCGGAAAUAAUCAGCUGUGAAGCUACUAUAAAUGCGACAGGGAAAAAUAUCCAGUCCACAAAUCAAUGUCUAAAGGGUCAAAAACAGAACACAGGGCGUAUAACAUUAAAGGGUUUUUCACCUCUCCGCAUGGGUCGCUUACCAGAUGGGGUUUUAGUUCGUCCUGCACGGGGAGCAGACAAAUUCCAAAAACCCUCAUCACAUCAUAAAGAAAAUAAAGGACACGAACAUGGGAAAAAAGACAAUAAGAAAAAUAAAGAUAAACGGAAGAAAAAACAGGGUCACGAUAAGGAUGAUUCAUCCGAAGAAUCUAGAGAAGACCAAAGAAAGAAAGAUCAUGUUAUAGAUAAACCAUUCUUCCCUAAAAAGCAUGUUCCAGACACAACUACUCAACAAACAGUUCGCUUCUCAACAACACAUUCAUUGAGUUUAGAUGACUCUGAACUGGUUUUACCAUCAUUAAAGGAGACCACUGAUGUACCACUGUUUCCUUUACUACCCCCACUGCCAGACGAUCAAGGAAAAUUCCCAAAUAUCCAUGAAGAUAUUUCAUUUGAUCUGCCAUCAGUAUGGGAGACCAUUGACUCCCCACUGUUUCCAUUACUACCUGCACUGCCAGAUGAUCAAGGAAACUUUCUAAAUAUCCAUGAAGACAUUUCACUUGAUCUGCCAGAGCCAGAACCAGAACCUGUAGCAAAAUGUCCCGGUAAAGUUUGGGAACCAAAAAGGUUACUUUCUACAUUGAAACCAACAGAUAAAAAAUCCAAUUCUGUUCCAGAUCCGCCACUUGAUCUAGAUGACUCUUUGUUUUCAUUACUAGAUUUCUAAAAUGUUCAUAUCAACUGGCUAAAAGUCAAAUUAAAUUAUAUUCAAACAUACAUUUUAUAAGUGAAUACAAACAUAUAGAACUAAAACUACUAUACUAUCAUAUACAUUUGCAACAUAGUUAUCGUUUGCUGCAGAAUGUUAAAAUAUCACGCAUUAUCUCAUGAACUGGAAAAAAUGUGUACUUUAUUUGGAUAUUGCUCCAAUAAAAGGUUCCAAAUGAUA
This is a messenger RNA of Pelobates fuscus (common spadefoot toad), 2199 nucleotides long. RefSeq names its product T-kininogen 1-like. Gene Ontology annotation, cellular component: blood microparticle; extracellular region. Gene Ontology annotation, molecular function: cysteine-type endopeptidase inhibitor activity. Bases 136 to 1977 code for a protein of 613 amino acids. The record is from RefSeq and is a predicted model, not a curated record. The transcript has 10 exons. Gene Ontology annotation, biological process: positive regulation of cytosolic calcium ion concentration; negative regulation of blood coagulation; negative regulation of endopeptidase activity. Lineage: Eukaryota; Metazoa; Chordata; Amphibia; Anura; Pelobatidae.